AUUUACUUUUUUUUUUUGUCGUUCUCUCUAUCUUUUUUUUCUUUCUUUCUUGAAUAUAAAUAUAAUUUAGAUGCAACAAAGUCGACUCACAAAGGAAGAAUAUCGUCAAGCCAAGGAUCUGGAUGCAGCACGUAAAGCGGGUACAGCUCCUGCCGAAGUGGAUGACGAAGGCAACGAAAUCAAUCCUCACACCCCGCAAUUCAUGUUGAAAGCUCCAUGGUACGUUGAUAACGGUAAAGUCUCUUUAAAGCAUCAAAAGGCACCCGAAAAGCGUUCUGGACCAAAGUUCACUGCCGACGACAAUUAUUGGUACGCAAGAGGAAAAAGAGCUGGUCCUGCUGCAACAAAAUACCGUAAAGGCGCUUGUGAGAAUUGUGGUGCCAUCACACACAAGACGAGAGAUUGUGUUGAACGUCCACGUAAAAAGGGAGCUAAAUGGACAGGAGAGAACAUCAAGGCCGAUGAGAUUGUGCAAGAAGUAGAUUUAGAUUGGGACGAGAAGCGGGAUCGCUGGAACGGUUAUGAUCCUAAAGAGCACGAUAAAGUCAUUGAGGAAUACAGCAAGAUUGAAGAGGCAAGGAGACAGGCCAAGGCUUCAGAGUUGGAUAAACAAGGUCCUACCACCACAUCUGAGGCCAAAAAGAUUGCUGGUUUAUCUGACGAUGAAGAUGAGGAUGAUGAUGAUAAAUAUGCCGAUGCUGCUGAUAUGCCUGGUCAACACGUCAACCAAAAGACAAGAACUACCAUUCGUAACCUGAGAAUCCGUGAAGAUACCGCCAAAUAUCUGUUAAACCUCGAUACAGACUCUGCAUUCUACGAUCCCAAAACACGUUCGAUGCGUGAUAACCCAUUAGAUAACCAAACAGAGGAAGGCAUUGAUUUCUCUGGAGACAAUUUUGUAAGAUACACAGGUGAUGCACCACAGAUGGCUAAAGUCCAAAUGUUUGCAUGGCAAGCAUCUGAACGAGGUAAUGAAGUUCAUCUUCAAGCGAAUCCUACACAAGUGGCUAUUCUUCACAAGGAAUAUGAAUCCAAGAAAGAUCAAGUACGUGAUACAACACAAAAGAGUAUUCUUGAGAAAUAUGGUGGUGAAGAGUACCUGGAGGCACCUCCCAAGGAAUUAUUAUUGGCCCAAAGUGAAAAUUAUGUGGAAUACUCUAGAACCGGUAGAGUUAUUAAAGGUCAAGAGAGAGCAAAGGCCAAGUCGAAAUACGAAGAAGAUGUAUUUGUCAAUAAUCAUACGACAGUAUGGGGAUCCUACUGGUCUGAAGGCAAAUGGGGUUACAAGUGUUGUCGUUCUAAUAUGAAGAACAGUUAUUGUACAGGUCAAGCAGGUAUUGCGGCACAACAAGCGUCUGUAUUGAUCAAAUAAAAUUUCCAUUUAUGGACAUUGAAAAUAAAUAAAUAAAUAAGACCAUGCACUUAUUUUAUUUUCCCACCUC
Messenger RNA from Mucor mucedo, 1442 nucleotides. Its product is annotated as Pre-mRNA splicing Prp18-interacting factor-domain-containing protein. The coding region runs from base 71 to 1372 and encodes 433 amino acids. The record is from RefSeq and is a predicted model, not a curated record. Gene Ontology annotation, biological process: mRNA splicing, via spliceosome. Gene Ontology annotation, molecular function: pre-mRNA 3'-splice site binding. Lineage: Eukaryota; Fungi; Mucoromycota; Mucoromycetes; Mucorales; Mucoraceae. Gene Ontology annotation, cellular component: spliceosomal complex. The transcript has 4 exons.